Molecule: messenger RNA, 4809 nt
Organism: Vespa velutina
Lineage: Eukaryota; Metazoa; Arthropoda; Insecta; Hymenoptera; Vespidae
Gene: Tudor-SN
Product: staphylococcal nuclease domain-containing protein 1
Exons: 9
Coding region: 236-2935 (899 amino acids)
Biological process (GO): mRNA catabolic process; regulatory ncRNA-mediated gene silencing
Cellular component (GO): nucleus; cytosol; RISC complex
Molecular function (GO): RNA binding; nuclease activity
Source: RefSeq, a predicted model, not a curated record
UUUUCUGUCUAGGUCGCGCCACUACCGACUAAUCCACGAUACGUGGAAAGCAGCGUGAGUUUUUCUCUCCUUCUACACAACAUGUCAAAUUAUUGUUGAAUUUCUCUUAAUUAUUUGACGCUAGAAAUCGUAUUUAUUACGAUCUUAGUGGAUUUUUAUUCGCGACAAUAUAGGAACGGCCGUACGUUCGAUUAGACAUUUUCUUUUCAUUACUUGAGAAUCUUGCGUUCUGCAUAUGCACGGCACGAUGAGCACACCACCUCAGGGGCAAGUUAAACCAAGAAAUGGUGUGGUUAAGCAGGUAAUGUCUGGGGAUACUAUCGUUAUUCGUGGACAGCCGAUGGGAGGGCCCCCACCAGAAGUUACUAUUACUUUGUGUAACAUAACCGCUCCAAAAUUAGAACGCUGGAAAGCAAAUGAUAGCGCUGAGGAAAGUAAAGACGAACCAUAUGCCUGGGAAGCUAGAGAAUUUUUACGUAAGAAGCUCAUUGGCCAGGAUGUAACUUUUACUACCGAAAAAGCAGUUAAUACUAAUAAAACAUACGGCACUGUUUGGCUUGGAAAAGAUAAAAAUGGUGAAAAUGUUAUCGAGUCCUUAGUUUCCGAAGGCUUGGUUAUCGUUAAAAAAGAUACUCGCAAUCCUACAGCCGAACAAACACGAUUGAUCGAAUUAGAGAGUGCUGCGAGAGCAGCUAACAAAGGCAAAUGGUCUGAUACGCCAGCUUCUGCACAUGUACGUGAUGUUAAAUGGAACGUCGAUGAUCCUAGAAAAUUGGUAGAAAAAUAUAGCAAAAAGCCUGUUAAGGCUGUUAUUGAAUUUGUCUUUAAUGGAUCAACUGUAAAAGCAUUUUUAUUACCUGAAUUUUACAAUAUUGUAUUGAUGAUAUCUGGCAUUCGUUGUCCUGGCUGGCCAAGUGGACGACGCGAUGCUAACUCUGGUGAUCCAUAUGCGGAAGAGGCAAGGUAUUUUGUAGAGUCACGGCUCCUUCACAGAGACGUCGAGAUAAUACUCGAAUCUGUAAAUAACAACAAUUUUGUUGGAAGUGUUAUUCAUCCAAAAGGAAACAUCGCGGAAAUCCUAUUGAGCGAAGGUUUUGCCAAAUGUCAAGAUUGGUCAAUUAGUAACAGUAAAUCUGGCGCAGAGAAGCUCUAUCUUGCAGAAAAAGCUGCCAAAGAGGCACGAUUACGUCUAUGGAAGGAUUAUAAGCCGUCUGGGCCGCAAAUUGAAUUUACUGGUACUAUUGUUGAAAUUGUAAAUGCAGAUGCGUUUAUUAUCAGGACGCAAAAUGGGGAAAACAAAAAAGUCUUUUUAAGUAGCAUUAGACCACCGUCCAGAGAAAAGAAACCUGGCGAAGACACUAAUAAUGCUGUCAGGUCAAAAGAUUUCCGACCCCUCUAUGAUAUACCGUGGAUGUUAGAGGCGCGUGAAUUUCUUCGAGAAAAAUUUAUCAGAAAAAACGUUAAAGUUGUGGUCGAUUAUACACAACCAGCAAGGGAUAAUUUUCCAGAGAAAUUAUGUUGUACAGUCAUGUGCGGUAAAACAAAUAUUGCGGAAGCGUUAGUUUCAAGGGGUCUCGCUAAAGUAAUUAAACACAAACAGAGCGACGAUCAACGUUCUUCUCAUUACAAUUUGCUUCAAGUUGCCGAAAGUAAAGCAGAAAAAUCGCAACAUGGAUUGCAUGCGAAGAAAGAUAUUCCUGUUCAUAGAUUGGUGGAUCUUUCCAACGAUCCUCCCAAGGCUAAAGCAUUUUUAACGUCAUUGAAGAGGGCACAAGGAAUUAAAGCUGUCGUUGAAUUUGUUACAAGCGGUUCGCGUUUAAAGUUAUUUUUGCCUAAAGAGGAUCAACUUAUAACAUUUGUAUUAGCCGGUAUUAGGGCACCUAGAUGUCAGAGGUCCUUACCUGGAGGAGGUAUUAUUAAAGCAGAUGAGUAUGGUGAGAAAGCUUUAGCUUUCACCAAGGAACAUUGUUUCCAAAGGGAUGUAGAAAUUAAAAUUGAAACUACGGAAACUAAAGGAAGCGGAUUUAUAGGAUGUUUAAUCGUCAAUGAUAUUAAUAUGUCCGUCGCUUUGGUAGAAGAAGGUUUAGCAGAAGUUGUGACCUUUCCUGAUCUAGGUGAAUUUACUAAAAUCCUUAAAGCCGCAGAAGAGAGAGCUAAAUCGAAAAAGCUUAAUAUUUGGAAGAAUCGCGUCGAAGUCCAAGUUGAAAAUGAAAAGAAUGAAGAUGAGAAAGAAGUUGCAGAAAGGAAAAUUGAUUAUCAAGAAGUAGUUAUUACAGAAGUUACGGAAGAUCUUCAUUUUUAUGCUCAAAAUGUCGAGCAGGGUAGUUUGUUGGAAAACUUACUUUUACAAUUACGACAAGAAUUGGCUGCUAAUCCUCCACUUCCUGGUGCUUACAAACCUACAAGGGGUGACUUGGCAGUUGCCAAAUUUACAGGCGAUGAUCAAUGGUAUCGUGUCAAAACGGAAAAAGUAUCAGGACCAAAUGUUAGCGUAUUUUAUAUUGACUAUGGCAACAGAGAAACUAUUAACGUAACACGAGUCGCUGAUUUACCUGCUCGUUUUGCGACUGAUAAGCCUUAUGCACAUGAAUACACACUUGCAUGCGUUGCUUUGCCCAACGACAAUGACGAUAAGAAAUCGGCUGUGGAAGCAUUUAAAGAAGACGUUAUGGAUAAAAUAUUACUAUUAAAUGUUGAAUACAAAGUAAGCAAUAAUCUCCAUUCUGUAACUCUUGCCGAUGCAUCUACGAAUGAAGACAUUGCCAAAGGACUCAUUGCGGAUGGACUGUUAUUGGUUCAAAAACAUAAAGAUAAGAGACUUGGGAAAUUAAUCGAGGAGUAUACGAAAGCGGAGGAAGAUGCCAAGCAUAAUCGUCGCAAUAUUUGGGUAUAUGGCGAUAUAAGGGCAGACGAAGACAAAGAGUUUGGAGCGUAAUCGAGUUACUGAAAACGUUGAGAAACAUUUCUGAUCAAACACAAGUGAUAUAAAAAAGACAUUUUUGAAAAGCAUAAUAAUAAAUGCAUAAUAAGAUAUAUAUGUGUGUGUGUGUAUAUAUAUAUAUGUAUAUAUAUAUAUGUAUAUAUAUAUAUAUGUAUAUAUAUAUAUAUAAAUAUAUAUAUUGACUAGAUUGAUGGAAAAGAAUGAAUGUCGAUAUGAGAGUUACAUAUUGCAUUUGUGACAAUGCAAUUAUAUUUCAGUAUGUAAAAGCCCGAAAUGUACAUAACAAUUUAAUUAAUGUCCAUAAUUAUUAGCAUGUUACAAAGGACAAAGCACAGAUGCAGAAAAUAAAUGGAUCAGACUGCCUCUACUGACAUAAUAUAUGUAUUCUCAUCGACACAUACAUUCAUUGCUCUUUGGUGCCACAAUGUAAAUGUUUUUUCAAUCUGAUCAUGAAUGAAUUUUGAUAAAAUAUUAUUUAAUGGUUCGUCAACCUGUGUGCAAUUUAUAUUCGUUAACAUACCUUUAUAUGAACGAACAAUGAUGUUGAUCUUUAGAUGUAUGUUACACUUAACAAAUUGGCUGCAAAAGUAGAAUUCAUCGAAUAUUAAGUAACAUAUCUGUUUAUCCAAUUAACAGAUUGCAUUUGAACGUUUAAAGUGUUGUAUCAGAUAAAUACGUAUUCCCAGAUGUGUUAUGUUAACGAGACUGUAGAGAAUCAAAUAAGAACUUAUUUGAGAAAUGACUUAUUUUAAACAAAUAUUAGGAGAGAGUAUGUAAUUCUAAAUGUUUUUCAAGUCUUUCUUCUUGACACAGUCACGUGAUUUUCUUUUUUCUUUUUUUCUCUCUCCACCCCCCCCCCCCCCGCUCCCAUUCCUUUGCUGCACAUCGAUGAAAUCAUGCGUUCUCUUUCUUUCACAUAUCACUGAUCUAUGAAAAAGCACGAUGUUGCAUUUCUUUUUAAGCAUAAUAGACCAUGUAUUAUUCAAUAUGAUCUCAACCUCUAGCAUGCUCAGCUUAUCUUACAUAUUUUUUUCCAAGUUGAAAAUAAGUCGAAUCGAUCAUGGCUAAUCAUAGAUUAAAACUGUGCAAACAUUAUCUUAACAAAUAUUCAAUAAAUAUAACCAUAAAAGUUGCAAAGAAUUUAUAAAAUACGAAAUUUAUACCAAAUUUUCUGUAUAUAUAUAUAUAUAUAUAUAUACACACACAUAUAUACAUAUAUAUAUAUAUGUAUAUUUAAUUUUUUAAUUAUUAAAAGCUUAAUGCGUAUGAAAAAAUGGCGAAUUAAAAAAAGAAAAUGUAUGUUAAAUCCUCAAUUAAUUUCUUUCGACCACUGAGAUGGGAAUGUUACAAAUGAAAUCAUGUUGUAUAUGAUUUAAUUAUACAAUACAUGCUUCUCAUUGUAUUAUUUAUGUCUUAUAAUUACGAAAUUAUGGUAUUUAACUAUUGCCUUAUUAUGUUGGCACUUAAGCAAUCUUAUUCAAUGGUAUACAACAGAAUCCAAUGGAUGAGAGAAGACAUAGUUUCCAUUUAUUUAUAAAUGAGCUUUUUUUUCUUUUUUUUCUUGUCCACUUAACAACGAAUAAAUAUCUCAAUUUCGACGUAAAUAAUGUUCAUUUAUAUCAAUUAGGGAUGUGAAAUUUUCUUCGAAAUUAUUUGGCCAGCAUAGAGAAAAAGAAUAUACUAGUAGCAAUAGUUAUACAAGACUACAUUCCAAUAUAUUUUUACAUAUUUGAGGAUCGUUCUAAAAAAUUCUUGUACGAUGGAAUUGUUUUGCUCUCUGGUUCUGAAAAAGAAAUAUUCUAAGCAAAUAUUGUAAAUGAAGCAACAAUGAAAUGAAUACUGCAUUAAAAUGUAUAGAGAAACAUCAA